Messenger RNA from Vitis riparia (riverbank grape), 5056 nucleotides. RefSeq lists its product as uncharacterized. The record is from RefSeq and is a predicted model, not a curated record. Gene Ontology annotation, molecular function: ATP binding; protein kinase activity. Gene Ontology annotation, biological process: recognition of pollen; protein phosphorylation. The transcript has 19 exons. NCBI's taxonomy places the organism in Eukaryota, Viridiplantae, Streptophyta, Magnoliopsida, Vitales, Vitaceae.
AUGAUAGUUAUUCAUGAUAUAGCAGAAAAUGGACAAGUGCUUUAUUUAAGAAUGGCUGCAUCAGAAUUAGACACCAUAACUGUAAAUCAACACAUUAGAGAUGAUGAGACCAUCACUUCAGCGGGUGGGAGCUUUAAACUGGGUUUCUUCAGUCCAGGUGAUUCCAAGAAUCGAUACUGCCUCAACAGAUACUUGGGGAUAUGGUACAAGAAAGUGGCUACUGGGACAGUGGUAUGGGUUGCCAACAGAGAAAGUCCACUAACUGAUUCAUCGGGAGUUUUAAAGGUCACUCGGCAGGGAAUUCAUGUUCUGGUAAACGGUACUAAUCGAAUUCUUUGGAAUUCUAAUUCAUCACGUUCUGCACAGGAUCCAAAUGCUCAGCUUUUGGAAUCUGGAAAUCUUGUUAUGAGAAGUGGCAAUGAUAGUGACUCAGAAAACUUCUUAUGGCAGAGUUUUGAUUGUCCAUGCGAUACUCUUCUACCAGGCAUGAAGUUUGGAAGGAACAGAGUAACGGGCCUGGAUCGAUACCUGUCAUCAUGGAAGAGUGCUGAUGACCCUUCUAAAGGUAAUUUUACUUAUGGGAUUGAUCUAAGUGGAUUUCCACAACUAUUAUUGAGGAAUGGUUUAGCUGUAGAGUUUCGUGCUGGACCAUGGAAUGGUGUUCGAUAUAGUGGAAUACCUCAAUUAACAAACAACUCAGUUUAUACAUUUAAUUUUGUUUCUAAUGGAAAGGAGAUAUAUUUUAUUUAUUCUCUAGUUAACAGCUCUGUUAUUAUGAGGCUUGAGUUAACUCCUGAUGGUUAUUCACGAAGAUUCACAUGGACUGAUCAAAAAAAUGAAUGGACUAUUUACUCAACUUCGCAGAGGGAUGACUGUGACAAUUAUGCAAUAUGUGGGGUAUAUGGAAUCUGUAAGAUUGAUGAAUCUCCAAAAUGUAAGUGUAUGAAGGGAUUUAGGCCAAAGUUCCAAAGCAAUUGGGACAUGGCAGACUGGUCAAAUGGAUGCUUUCGAAGCACUCCACUAGAUUGUCAUAAGGGUGAUGGAUUUGUAAAAUUAUCUGGUGUGAAACUGCCAGACACUCAGAACUCUUGGUUUAAUGAAAGCAUAAACCUUAAGGAAUGUGCUUCCCUGUGCUUGAGGAACUGCUCUUGCACUGCUUAUGUAAAUUCAGAUAUCAGAGGAAAAGGAAGUGCAUGCUUGCUCUGGUUUGGUGACUUGAUUGACAUCAGAGACUUCACUCAAAAUGGGCAAGAGUUUUACGUAAGGAUGGCUGCAUCAGAAUCAGAUGCUUUGUCAAGCCUAAAUAGCAGCUCCAAGAAGAAGAAAAGGCAGGUCAUUGUCAUCUCUAUAUCAAUUACAGGAAUAAUUCUUUUAAGUCUGGUCCUAAUCCUAAAUACUUGGAACACAAUACAGAAGGAGGUGAAACCAAUGAAGGUCGGGAGCAAUUUAAAGAUAUCAUUAUUUGACUUGGAUACUUUAUUGAAUGCAACCAAUAACUUUUCUAGUGACAAUAAGCUUGGAGAGGGUGGUUUUGGACCUGUCUACAAGGGAAAACUGCAAGAGAGACAAGAAAUAACAGUGAAGAUGGUGUUAAAAACUUUUAGACAAGGAUUAGAAGAGUUCAAAAAUGAAGUUGAAUCCAUUGCAAAACUUCAACAUUGAAAUCUUGUAAAACUUCUUGGAUGUUGCAUUCGUGAUAGAGAAAGGAUGCUGAUCUAUGAAUACUUGCCCAACAAAAGCUUGGACUUGUUUAUUUUUGAUCAAAUGGGAAGCGUGGUACUAGAUUGGCCUAAGCACUUCCACAUCAUCAAUGAGAUAGCUCGAUGCCUUCUUUAUCUUCAUCAAGAUUCUAGACUCAGGAUAAUCCAUAGAGAUCUCAAAGUAGAAAACAUUUUACUAGAUAAUGAAAUGAACCCCAAAAUUUCAGACUUCGGAAGAGUAAGAAGUUUUGGAGGAAAUGAAACUGAAGCAAAUACAACAAGAGUGGUUGGAACAUUAGGUUAUAUGUCCCCAGAGUAUGCAAGUGAAGGACUGUAUUCCACAAAAUCUGAUGUUUUUAGCUUUGGUGUUUUAGUGUUAGAGAUUGUAAGUGGGAAGAGAAACAGAGGAUUUAACAACCCAAACCAUGACCUUAAUCUUCUUGGGCAUGCAUGGACACUCUUUAUAGAAGAUAGGUCUUCAGAAUUUAUUGAUGCAUUAAUGGGGAACACCUGCAAUCUAUCUAAAGUGCUACGCUCAAUCAAUUUGGGUCUAUUAUGUGUGCCACGUUUCCCAGAGGAUCGACCAAACAUGCAUUAUGUGGUUUUGAUGUUGAGUAGUGAGGGUGCAUUACCUCAACCCAAAGAGCCUUGUUUCUUCACUGAUAGGAAUAUGAUGGAAGCAAAUUCUUUGUCUAGUACUCAAUCCUACAUCACGAUAAAUCUCAGGCAUUUUCUAUCUAGGAACACGACUAUGGAUUCUCUUACAACAGUUGCAGUUAUCUUCUCCUAUGUAUUAUCCCUCUUAAGAAUCUCCGUGGCAGUAGACACCAUAAUUGUAAAUCAAAACAUUACAGAUGGUGAGACCAUCACUUCAGCUGGUGGGAGCUUUGAACUGGGUUUCUUCAGUCCAGGUAAUUCCAAGAACCGAUACUUGGGGAUAUGGUACAAGAAAGCGUCUAAAAAGCCUGUGGUAUGGGUUGCCAAUAGAGAAAGUCCAUUAACUGAUUCAUCAGGAGUUUUAAAGGUCACUCAGCCGGGAAUUCUUGUUCUGGUCAACGGUACUAACGGAAUUCUUUGGAAUUCUACUUCAUCACGUUCUGCACAGGAUCCGAACGCUCAGCUUUUGGAGUCUGGAAAUCUUGUUAUGAGAAAUGGCAAUGAUAGGGAUCAAGAAAACUUCCUAUGGCAGAGCCUGGAUCGGUACCUGUCAUCGUGGAAGAGUGCUGAUGACCCUUCUAAAGGUAAUUUUACUUAUUGGAUUGAUCCUAGUGGAUUUCCACAACUACUUUUGAGGAAUGGUUUAGCUGUAGCAUUUCGCCCUGGACCAUGGAAUGGUAUUCGAUUCAGUGGGAUUCCUCAAUUAACAAUUAACCCAGUUUAUAGUUAUGAAUAUGUUUCUAAUGAAAAGGAGAUGUAUUUUAUUUAUUCUCUUGUUAACAGCUCUGUUAUUAUGAGGCUUGUGUUAACUCCUGAUGGUGAAGCUCAGCGGUCCAUAUGGACUGAUAAAAAAAAUGAAUGGACUCUUUACUCAACUGCACAGAGGGAUCAGUGUGACAAUUAUGCAAUAUGUGGAGUAAAUGGAAUCUGUAAGAUUGACCAAUCUCCGAACUGUGAGUGUAUGAAAGGAUUUAGGCCAAAGUUCCAAAGCAAUUGGGACAUUGAAGACUGGUCAAAUGGAUGCGUUCGAAGUACUCCACUGGAUUGCCAGAAGGGUGAUGGAUUUGUAAACUACUCUGGUGUGAAACUGCCAGACACACGGAGCUCCUGGUUUAAUGAAAGCAUGAACCUUAAGGAAUGUGCUUCCCUGUGCUUGAGCAACUGCUCUUGCACUGCUUAUGCAAAUUCAGAUAUCAGAGGAGGAGGAAGUGGAUGCUUGCUCUGGUUUGGUGACUUGAUUGACAUCAGAGACUUCACUGAAAAUGGGCAAGAGUUUUAUGUAAGGAUGGCUGCGGCAGACUUAGAAGCUUCUUCAAGCAUAAAUAGCAGCUCCAAGAAGAAGAAAAAACAGGUCAUUAUCAUCUCUAUAUCAAUUACAGGAAUAGUUCUUUUAAGUCUAGUCCUGACCUUGUAUGUGCUCAAGAAAAGGAAGAAACAACCAAAGAGAAAAGCAUACAUGGAACACAAUUCAAAAGGAGGUGAAAACAAUGAAGGCCAAGAGCAUCUAGAGUUACCAUUAUUUGACUUGGAUACAUUAUUAAAUGCCACUAAUAACUUUUCUAGUGACAAUAAGCUUGGAGAGGGUGGUUUUGGACCUGUCUAUAAGGGAAUAUUGCAAGAGGGACAAGAAAUAGCAGUGAAGAUGAUGUCAAAAACUUCUAGACAAGGAUUAAAAGAGUUCAAAAAUGAAGUUGAAUCCAUUGCAAAACUUCAACACCGAAAUCUUGUAAAGCUUCUUGGAUGCUGCAUUCAUGGCAGAGAAAGAUUGUUGAUCUAUGAACACAUGCCUAACAAAAGCUUGGACUUUUUUAUUUUUGAUCAAAUGCAAAGCAAGAUGCUAGAUUGGCCUAAGCGCUUCCUCAUUAUCAAUGGGAUUGCUCAAGGCCUUCUUUAUCUUCAUUGGGAUUCCAGACUCCGGAUAAUCCAUAGAGAUCUCAAAGCAGAAAACAUUUUACUAGAUAAUAAAAUGAUACCCAAAAUUUCAGACUUCGGAAUAACAGGAAGUUUUGGAGGAAAUGAAAUUGAAACAAACACAACAAGAGUGGCUAGAACAUUAGGUUAUAUGUCUCCAGAGUAUGCAAGGGACGGAUUGUAUUCCACAAAAUCCGAUGUUUUUAGCUUUGGUGUUUUGGUUCUAGAGAUUGUAAGUGGGAAGAGAAACAAAGGAUUUAACCACCCGUAUCACGACCUUAGUCUUCUUGGGCAUGCAUGGACAUUCUUUAUGGAAGAUAGGUCUUCAGAAUUUAUUGAUGCAUCAAUGGGGAACACCUGCAAUCUAUCUGAAGUGCUAUGCUCAAUCAAUUUGGGUCUAUUAUGUGUGCAACGUUUCCCAGAGGAUCGACCAAGCAUGCAUUCUGUGGUUCUGAUGUUAGGUAGUGAGGGUGCACUACCUCAGCCCAAAGAGCCUUAUUUCUUCACCGAUAUGAAUAUGAUGGAAGGAAAUUCUUCCUCUGGUACUCAAUCCACCAUCACACUGUUGGAAGCUUCAUGGAAGAUGCUUCAUGUUGAUGUUUUGUUGUCUUUAGACCUCUGACUUCAACUACUUUAGGCAACUUUUCUCAACCACACUGCUUAGCUUCCAACAAAAGACUCAUAUAAGAUGCUGUCAAGUGAUUAGUCUUUGCUGCUACUUUUUGUAUGGAUAAUGAUAGUUACUGAUAGUAUAUAAGUUCAAUAAAGAAGUUGACCAUAUAAUGGAA